Messenger RNA from Arctia plantaginis, 243 nucleotides. The record is from the annotation of a GenBank genome assembly. NCBI's taxonomy places the organism in Eukaryota, Metazoa, Arthropoda, Insecta, Lepidoptera, Erebidae.
AUGCCGUAUACUGUAAUUAGGUGCGCGCGCGUCGAUUUCACGCCCAGGCUUAUCCGUAAGAGUGUGGCAGUUAAAGUUUUAUCAACAUUCGAUAAAGCGGCGAUCGGCAAUAAAAACACUUGUGCAUACACUAAGCCGUUUUGGGGCAGUUGUUGUGCAGCGGCCGGCGCGCGCGCAUCUCAUCAGACCCGUCAUAUGACGUCACCGCUCCCGAAUGACAGCGAGGCGACCCGAGCGGAUUGA